AUGCAGAAAUCUAUAAGGAAAUUAUUAGAGAAAGAAAAAAUUGUGCCAAAAUCUACAUCUAUGAGUCCGAUAUACGUACCCGAGGAACAGGAUCAAAACGAAAGGCAAGAGGACACUUUAAGAAAUACGAAACCUGCAUUCAACCGUGACUUCUACAACAAACCUCAAAUUCCUAUCUAUACACCUCCUAGGACUCUGCCAACAACAACAACAACAGUCUCAUCAACAACUUCCACGACCACGACAACCGAAUCCCCAGUUAAUGUUGAAAAUAUUUGGCACAUAAUCGAUAGUGAGAAAACUAAACAACAGUCUGGUGAUUGGGAAGAAUUGUCGUUUGAUGCAAAUAAUAAUAAUGAAGAACAUAACGUAAAUGUUCCCAUAAACGAUAACGAUAAAUAUAACAACGAUGGAGACGAUCGUGAUGAAAAAGAUCAGAAGGACGCAGAUAUUGAUGAUAACUUUGCUUUACCAGGGUUUGGAACAAAUUCUGGAAACGGAGCAGAAAAUGAAUCUAGGGCUAUCAGAACUGAACAAAAUAUUAAAUUUCCAUAUAUUAAUCUGAAACCUUUUCAAGUUAAAUCAAAGAAUAGCAAGAAGAAACCCAAUACGAUACUGGAUAUAAUGGACAACCAAUUGACCGUUACAAUCCUGCUCAGCCCUUAUUUACCACACAAUGAAUAUGGCAGCAAGGUAUCAAAACAAUCAAGUCCCGUUGCAGUUCCCACAAGAGCAUCCUCUAACCUAGUUCCCCCUCCUCCCCCACCACCUAAAGUUUACGGUGAUAAUUUUCCACCACCAGCUAGCUAUGAAUCAUUCCCACCUUAUGCUCCCUCCACUCCAGACUUCGCUCCAGCGCCAGCUCCACAACCACAACAACCACCGCCUACUGCAAUCGAGCAGAGUAUAGAUGUCUCACCAAAUUUGGAUUCGGAUAGCGGCCCUCCUGAUACUGGGUCCCAAAUGGAUGUUGGAUACCGUUAUAAGCCCCCAACAGAUAGCGAUAGCCCUAUGAUCAAUAUGGGUUACGACUAUAGUCCACCCGAGCCCGCACCUGCACCUCCAUCGUCACAUUUUAUACCAACUGUUCCACCCCCAAAGAAACAGUUCAGUGGUUAUAAUUAUAAUAAGCCUGCAGCGACACCUGUUAUCAUGCCACCAGUCGAUGAUGCACCAGACUUUAAAGGGUACCAUUACAAAAAACCUGAACCAGUAAGUGACUACAUGCCACCAACUUACGGUUCCCCGCCAAGUUUUGAAUCACAUGAUUCAAAGCCACCUACCCAUGAUUCUGAUUACCCGGAAUUGAUAUUUAAUAAGCCUCAUGGAGACUCUAAUAUGCAUGAUGAAGGAAUGGGAAUGAUGCCCCCUCCUCCGGAGACGGACACUAAACCAGACAGUUAUGGCCCGCCUUCAGAUGACCACGGCUUUCCACAUGACUUUCCCACGGAUUUUAAAUUUCACCACGACCUCGAUGACCACGUUCACGACUUCCAUUUCCACCACGACGACCACACCACAACUACGACUGAAACACCACGUGUGAACAGAUUCAGUUAUUAUUAUCUAGGGAAGAAGCUGUACUAUCUGCCUUUGUAUUUCAGUGUAUAUUUCAUAGUGUACGUUGGUGCUUUAAUCAUCAAAGCUGUUUUGCGUCAUAAGAUUGUUUAUCCAAACAGCUGGAGGCCGAAUACUACCACCGCGACGUUUUUCACAAAAAGAUCAGUAGACGAAUAUCUUUCAAACGACAAUUUACACAACAUAACCCACAGAGUGACGAGAGCGUUAGCGGCAGCAGCAGAAAAAUACAUGGAUUCUAAAACCAAAACUGAUUAA
Molecule: messenger RNA, 1836 nt
Organism: Danaus chrysippus (African queen)
Lineage: Eukaryota; Metazoa; Arthropoda; Insecta; Lepidoptera; Nymphalidae
Source: the annotation of a GenBank genome assembly